GGUUUAAUUGUCGGUUUGAUUUUUGUUUUGUUUUGUUUUAAGUUUUAACCGAACCGAAUUAUAGAUAUGUUUGAUUCUUUAAUGGCUAAAUUAAGACGGCAAAAUCAGAGAAAGUUGAGGAGCACCUUUCUUCUUGUUAUGUAAGAUAAGUCACGGAAUUGAAUGGCUCAUGCAAAACUAUUAUAAAUUCUGAACAUUACAAAUAUAAAUAUCGCCUACAAAAAAGAAACCGGUUUGAGAAUAAAAGAUGAGCCAAGAACAACUAGAGAAACUUAUAGAUUGCGCUGACGGAAAAGGAGAGGCUGAAAAGGUUCCGGCGGCGGUUGGAGGUAUUAAUGCAGCCGAGGACAAAAAGAAAUGUGUUGUCGCCGAGGCCUCCGGUGAAAAGGUGGAGGGAGAAGUAAACAAGAAAAAGGUGGCUCCAGCAUCGGAAGGAACCAUAACGAUUGGAGAGGCUCUAGAGGCAGCGGUUCUCACAGCAGGUAAUAAGCCCGUUGAAUGGAGUGACGCAGCUGCCAUACAAGCAGCCGAGGUUAGAGCCACGGGACGGACCAACAUCAUGCCUGGCGGUGUUGCAGCCUCGGCUCAAUCAGCCGCCACUCUUAAUUCUCGGGUCACCUCCGAAGACGAAAAGACUACGCUCGCUGACGUUCUCACUGGCGCAAGUAGUAAAUUACCGUCGGACAAAGCAGCAACAAGAAAAGACGCAGAGGGAGUGACAGGCGCAGAGAUGAGGAACGAUCCUCAUCUCACUACUUAUCCAACCGGCGUGGCUGCCUCCGUCGCUGCUGCUGCUCGAAUUAAUCAGGCCAAGUGAUACCAUUCUUCUUUCUUGGUAUUGAGAAGUCAAGUUUAUAUAAACUGACUACAAUUUGUAUAUAUGCCGA
Molecule: messenger RNA, 887 nt
Organism: Camelina sativa (false flax)
Lineage: Eukaryota; Viridiplantae; Streptophyta; Magnoliopsida; Brassicales; Brassicaceae
Product: late embryogenesis abundant protein 47-like
Source: RefSeq, a predicted model, not a curated record